CUUGGGGUUCGCCCUGUGACACAAUUACAACAACUUUGUGUUGGUGCUGGCGAAGUUUGUGAUUCUAGGAAAUCCUCCUAGUGCUGCGAGCUUCCGCCUCUUCUGCUGUCCCCGCCUACUCCGCGAUGUGAUCCACUAGCCGAGCCUCGCAGCCCGUGCUGUUUCUGCCACCACCUUGGGACUUUUUCAUUGCCGUCAUCCGAGGUAGGGGAGGCAACGGCGAUAAAGUGCUAUUUUCACGCGGCACAUCUUUUCGAGCUCUGGACUAGAGGUUGGUGGACUUGUGGGUUUCGGCGUUGGACUUUAAAUUUGUUGUGUUCUAAUGAAAUCCUGCGGAGUAUCGCUCGCUACCGCCGCCACUGCUUUCGGUGAUGAGGAAAAGAAAAUGGCGGCGGGAAAAGAGAGCGGCGAGAGCAAGGAGGGGUCCUGUAGCUUGACAGCCGAAGAGAGGGAGGCACUCGGCGGAUUGGACAGCCGUCUCUUUGGGUUCGUGAGGCUCCACGAAAAUGGCGCCAGGACUAGGACCCUCUUGGGCAAGGCUGUUCGCUGCUACGAAUCUUUAAUCUUAAAAGCUGAAGGAAAAGUGGAGUCUGAUUUCUUUUGUCAAUUAGGUCACUUCAAUCUCUUAUUGGAAGAUUAUCCAAAAGGUAAUGUUUUUGUCUAUUUAUUAAAAAUUCUCCUUGAUAUACGUAUGCAUCACAUACAAAUUGUUUUUACUUUUUGUUAUGGGCACUUACUACUGUUUUUUAAUUUCUUCUAGACACAUUAAGCAAUGAAAAAGAAGGUAGAGUAAAUGAAAAUGUGAACUUCUAAUGUAAUUUCAUGUAAAUAUUUAAUAAGUUUGAUCAUCCCAUGAAACUCAAUAACAGUUUACAAUGUAUAUGGUUAUUUUGUUUGUUCUUGUGAAAAUCUAUGUUCUUUAAAAUUUUACCAGUAGACAGGUAAUAUCUAGUAUGGUAUCUUUGUCUAUAAGUACAAAUGUGGACAUUUUGGAAAGAAUAAGUCUGGAGAGUUUUCCAUCACCACCAAAGCAAUUCUCCAAUUUUCGGAAGUGUCUUACAAGUUUAACUCCAUUUUGAUACUAUAUACCUGGAGAGAGUGUCGAUCCCACAGGUAAAAGGUUUGGUCCCACAUGACAGCCUUUGUGAGAAUCCAGUUGCAAGUCAUAAUUGUUACUGCACUACUGAUCAGCCAGAUCGUUUGAUAAUUUUGUAGAGUGGUUCACAAAGCUCAGGGGAACAUUUGUUAGUUUAUUAUAAAGGAUAUGAUAAAGGGUACAGGUGAACAGCUAAACAAAGAGGAAUAUUACAGAGCAAGGUAUGUAAGUGUCCUGUGCUCAGGAGCUUCUUUCCCUGACGAAUGGGGGUAUAUUUACCAAAUCAGAGUCUUAUAAACUCCUCCAAUCUCAGUGCUCAGUAGUUAAUUAUAGAACUAAAUUUGCCUCCUUUUCCCUACCAUUGCAGCUUUAUUUUGAGACUUCGCAUAACUCAUCUCUUUAGCAUAAAUUCUGGUGAACUCAAAACAAAUUUUCCCCCCUGCAAAGACAGGUAAACACUAUCUUUAUUUAAUUUAUUAAAAAAAUGUUUUUUAUUUUUUAUCUUAUUUUAUUUUUUUACGUUUAUUUA
Molecule: messenger RNA, 1625 nt
Organism: Herpailurus yagouaroundi (jaguarundi)
Lineage: Eukaryota; Metazoa; Chordata; Mammalia; Carnivora; Felidae
Product: histone demethylase UTY-like
Exons: 3
Coding region: 323-760 (145 amino acids)
Biological process (GO): heart development; regulation of gene expression
Cellular component (GO): MLL3/4 complex
Molecular function (GO): RNA polymerase II cis-regulatory region sequence-specific DNA binding; chromatin DNA binding; histone H3K27me2/H3K27me3 demethylase activity
Source: RefSeq, a predicted model, not a curated record